ACCACCUGCAUAUAGUUUAUCUAUAUUGUAGGUAAGCAGGAAAGUGAACUUCUUCGGUGUCUGUCUGUCCCCGUUCAGUAUACCUGCCCUUAGAUUCAACUGCCCGUCAUGAAGUCCUCUUUCGCUCUUGUCGGCGCCUUGAUAUCGGCCACGGCUGUCGUGGCUGCGCCGGCGCCUAUGCCUACACCUCCCGGCAUCCCCUCAGCAUCAACAGCCCGCUCGGCCCUAGCUGCCCUCACCGUCGGCACCAACGCCGACGACGGCAAGUACGAGCGCGACCUGUUCCCGACGUGGAUCACCAUCGAGGGAACCUGCAACACGCGCGAGUACGUGCUCAAGCGCGACGGCACCAAUGUCGCUGUUGGCAGCGACUGCUACCCUACUAGCGGCACUUGGACGUCGCCUUAUGACGGGGGUGUCUGGAGUGCGCCUGCGGAUGUCGAUAUCGACCAUAUGGUUCCGUUGAAGGCUGCUUGGAUCGCCGGCGCAAAUAAAUGGACAACAGCCAAGCGCCAACAGUUCGCCAACGACGUCACACGUCCGCAGCUCUGGGCCGUCACGGACAACGUCAACCAGUCUAAAGGCGACAAGUCGCCUGAUAAAUGGAAGCCGCCCUUGUCAAGCUUUUAUUGUAUUUAUGCGCGCUCGUGGAUCCAGGUUAAGAGCUACUGGGAGCUUUCUAUCACGUCGGCAGAGAAGACGGCGCUGAGUGGUAUGUUGGAUACUUGCUGAUGGGUCGAAUCGUAGUUUUAGGGCUGGGAAGUUGAGCUGGGACUGGGUUGUUAUUGUAUUUUAUUUGAU
Molecule: messenger RNA, 801 nt
Organism: Xylaria bambusicola
Lineage: Eukaryota; Fungi; Ascomycota; Sordariomycetes; Xylariales; Xylariaceae
Exons: 3
Coding region: 109-732 (207 amino acids)
Source: RefSeq, a predicted model, not a curated record